AUGCGGGAUAUGGUUCUACGGAAGUGGGACGGCACGGUGGUGGUGAAGUCAAAAGAAACGCUGGCGAGAGAGCUGGGGGGGGAUAAAGAAGCAGAGAUGGCGCUAAAGGCUUUCGCGGCAGCUCCGGAGCAGUGGAGAAAAUGGCUGACGGCGCCGCUGACGGCGGACGAGGUUGCAACUGCGUCGUCAGUGGUGUGCCCUAUGUUUCUGGGGGGCCAGAGGUGUCUGUGGGAGAUCUAUGCCUGUAUGGGAAGGAAGGUUGAGCUGUGUGGCCUUGGCGGUAACAGGGAGCGAGCGGCAUGGAAGGUGAAGAUUGUGCUGGGGUGUGAUAGUGUGGUGCCAGUGGUGUUCUCCAAGUCACGAGCUAUAAGGGUGGUCGGAGAUGCCAGGGCGCGGCUGCUGGCUUCAUCUCUGUUUGAGGAGGACGAGGUGGCCUCGCUGAAAAGGCCCAGGGGAUGGGGCAAGGAUGCCGAGGCGGUAGAGGUUAAGAGGGCAAGCUGGGAAGCUCGAGCGGGCAGGAAGAUUGAUUGGGAGCGAGGGAGAACCUAA
Messenger RNA from Closterium sp. NIES-65, 549 nucleotides. Lineage: Eukaryota; Viridiplantae; Streptophyta; Zygnematophyceae; Desmidiales; Closteriaceae. The record is from the annotation of a GenBank genome assembly.